AUGCUCAAGAGCGGCAUCGCCCGUAGCUUGGGCAAGUCUGCCUUUGCUCGACCUUCAAUCGCUCGACGCGCCUUCGAACCUCUUCGAAGACAAGCUAUCCCGGCCAUUGCACAGAGAUGGGCUUCCACCGACUCCGCCCGUGAGGGAAAGAUUCAUCAGGUCAUCGGCGCCGUCGUUGAUGUCAAAUUCGACACCGAGCAGCUUCCAGCAAUUCUCAAUGCCCUCGAAACCAGCAACAAUGGUCAGAAGCUCGUCUUGGAGGUUGCGCAACAUUUGGGCGAGAACAUCGUGAGAUGCAUUGCUAUGGACGGUACCGAGGGUCUUGUCCGAGGUCACACAGUUACCGACACUGGAAACCCCAUCAUGAUUCCAGUCGGCCCCGGCACGUUGGGCCGUAUCAUGAACGUUACUGGUGAUCCCAUCGAUGAGAGAGGGCCCAUCAAAGCAACCAAGUUGGCCCCUAUCCACGCCGAUGCCCCAUCAUUCGUUGAACAGUCCACAUCCGCCGAAGUGCUUGUUACGGGCAUCAAGGUCGUGGACCUUUUGGCUCCCUAUGCUCGUGGUGGAAAGAUUGGCCUCUUCGGUGGUGCUGGUGUCGGCAAGACUGUGUUUAUCCAGGAGCUGAUUAACAACAUCGCCAAGGCUCACGGUGGUUACUCUGUGUUCACUGGUGUGGGUGAACGUACUCGUGAGGGCAAUGAUUUGUACCACGAAAUGCAGGAGACAUCCGUCAUUCAACUUGAUGGCGAAUCCAAGGUCGCCUUGGUGUUCGGCCAAAUGAACGAGCCCCCCGGAGCUCGUGCUCGUGUUGCGUUGACUGGGUUAACUGUGGCCGAAUUUUUCCGCGACGAAGAAGGCCAGGACGUGUUGCUCUUCAUCGACAACAUCUUCCGAUUCACUCAAGCCGGUUCUGAGGUGUCUGCUUUGCUUGGUCGUAUUCCCUCUGCCGUCGGUUACCAACCCACACUGGCCGUCGACAUGGGUCUGAUGCAGGAACGUAUCACUACGACGCAGAAGGGUUCUAUCACAUCCGUGCAGGCCGUCUACGUGCCCGCUGACGAUUUGACCGAUCCUGCCCCUGCUACGACCUUUGCCCAUUUGGAUGCCACCACUGUGUUGUCGCGCGGUAUCUCCGAGUUGGGUAUCUACCCGGCCGUCGAUCCCCUUGAUUCCAAGUCGCGAAUGUUGGACCCUCGAGUUGUUGGUCAAGAGCACUACGACACCGCAUCCCGAGUCCAGCAGAUGUUGCAAGAGUACAAGUCGCUACAGGAUAUCAUCGCCAUUUUGGGUAUGGAUGAAUUGUCCGAAGCCGAUAAGCUGACUGUCGAACGUGCCCGUAAGAUCCAGAGAUUCUUGAGCCAGCCUUUCACUGUCGCUCAGGUCUUCACUGGUAUCGAGGGUAAGCUGGUCGACAUCAAGGACACGAUCAGCUCUUUCCAGAAGAUCAUGAACGGCGAAGGUGAUGAUCUCCCAGAAGGUGCUUUCUACAUGGUCGGUGACUUUGAAAGUGCACGAGCGAAGGGUGAGAAGAUCCUGGCCGAACUUGAGAAGUCGUAA
Messenger RNA from Capronia coronata CBS 617.96, 1557 nucleotides. RefSeq names its product ATP synthase subunit beta, mitochondrial. Lineage: Eukaryota; Fungi; Ascomycota; Eurotiomycetes; Chaetothyriales; Herpotrichiellaceae. Gene Ontology annotation, biological process: proton transmembrane transport; proton motive force-driven mitochondrial ATP synthesis. Gene Ontology annotation, molecular function: ATP binding; ATP hydrolysis activity; proton-transporting ATP synthase activity, rotational mechanism. The record is from RefSeq and is a predicted model, not a curated record. The coding region runs from base 1 to 1557 and encodes 518 amino acids. The transcript has 8 exons.